This is a messenger RNA of Penicillium verhagenii, 423 nucleotides long. RefSeq lists its product as uncharacterized. The coding region runs from base 1 to 423 and encodes 140 amino acids. The record is from RefSeq and is a predicted model, not a curated record. The transcript has 2 exons. NCBI's taxonomy places the organism in Eukaryota, Fungi, Ascomycota, Eurotiomycetes, Eurotiales, Aspergillaceae.
AUGACCAGGACUGCUUCGUGUUUCGCAAUUUCCCGCCGCCGAAGCGUGGUACCGAUUUAUAAGAAAUGGGAGGCCAAUCUUGCUCGAAUUCAGAUUGUGAAGCAGGGUACAAUCCUUCAACUGGUUGCCUUCUUCUCAGACUUCCAACAUGGUACCUGCAUGAACUUCAUUCUGAAGGGCACCGAUCGUAUCGAGCCCUUUGGCCGAUCUGGCAAGUUUGGAAUCCGCAUUGUGGACGCCAAAUUCGCACUCCCCAAGACGGACGAGGAUCCAUCUUCCAACUUUGUUUGCCUGGACAUGCCCGAGUAUCCAAUAGAACAUGAUGAUAUCGCUAUUACGUUUGAUUCGGAAGUUGGGUCGCUUUACCCGGAUCCGCGCGUGAACCAUCUCGUAUGGCAUCUUUACGACGCUGAUUGCUAUUAG